Molecule: messenger RNA, 940 nt
Organism: Trichobilharzia szidati
Lineage: Eukaryota; Metazoa; Platyhelminthes; Trematoda; Strigeidida; Schistosomatidae
Source: the annotation of a GenBank genome assembly
GCAUUCCUACUUCUCUAACAGAAUGCAGUACACCGUAUACAAAGGUAAAUCAUCCUCUGCUGUACUCACUGAAGCCGGAGUCCCCCAAGGCGCUGUACUCUCCCCACUUCUCUUUUCUUUCUACAUGACUUACCAUCUUCAAAUGACAUUAAUUUUGUCAAAUAUGCUGACGACCUGUCUGUAUCUUUGCCUGUCAAAUGUCAAAGCGACUGCUCUAAACUUUCUGUCAGAAAUCAGCCAGUGGUCCAAGGAAAGCGGUCUUACCCUAAACCCCUCCAAAUGCCAAACAGUCAAUUUCACCUUUAGGCAUAAAUCCGACCUAAACAAACUGGUUGGCUCUCACGAGGUAUGCAACAUAGAUGGCACUGAAAUAGAAACCAAAUCGGAAAUUAAAUACCUAGGCGUCAUUCUAUCUGCUGAUCUCUCCUGGUCGUCUCAUAUCUUGGCGAUUUCUGAGAAAAUAUUCCGUCUUACCUUCUACAUCAAGAAGUUAAGACUUUCUGGUAUAACCCAACCCUUACUCCUACAAUUCGUGAAUUCUCGCAUUCUGUCUAUUAUUCUCUAUUGUUCCCCCUUAGUUUUUCCAGGGCUACUGAAGAAAGACUAUAACAUAUUACGCAGGAUGUUAAAGGUUGUCAGCAGGGUAAGCAACGUGACACUUAACCAGCUUGUUAAUAUUCUGGUUGACAGGCACAUGGACUCAUGUGAAAAAUGGGCCAAAUCCAUUUUAUCUAACUCACACCACCCUCUUCAUUCACAACUCUCCCCUUGCAUCUCAUCAGGAAAAACCAGAAGCCUAUAUAGAAAACUAUAUGCUCGCACCAGCAAGUACAAAAACUCAACCAUACCCUACUUAGCUCAUGUUCUGUGUGAUAAAGAAAGCAUUAGGCGUGACACCUAUAAUUCAUUAAAUAGUCAGUAGUACAACUGGACUUCGUCC